CAGUAGGUCGUAGGUUAGGAGGUGUGUCUGUGUGGUUUUCGUCAAGAAGUUGUGUAAGAAGAAGUGCCGUUUUAAGCUUUUGUUGUCCGUCUUAGUCUGUUUAGAGGAGGUUCAGGGUUUCGCUGAGAAGUCAGAGUAUCGUCUGAGCCGUCUGUGUGCCAAGAAACUGCAAGAUAUUCAACCAAGCGAAGGAAAAAACGUUGUGUAUUGCAGUAUUACAGAGUGCAGGGUUGCGUUGAUGUACCUUUGUUUGUUUCUGGUACUGACUCUGACACCGUGGCCAGCCUGGUCACACGUACAACACUACAGAGCUCAGGAAGACGACCCUCCACCAGCCCCCACGUGUCCCGUUGAUGGUUGUCCUCCUCCUAAGAUGUUCUCUAAGCUUCUCCGUGCCAUCAUCAUGGGCCCCCCGGGGUCAGGGAAGGGCACCAUCUCAGGUCGGAUCGUCCACGACUUCGGGAUGAAGCACCUGUCCAGUGGGGACCUUCUCAGAAUACAGAUUAUGAACAGCACUGCUGCUGGUUUGGAAGCUAAGAAGUUUAUUGACCAGGGUGCUCUGGUGCCUGAUGAAGUCAUGGUACAACUCAUCCUCAACGAACUCAGGGAAAUAACAAACCACAGCUGGCUGCUGGAUGGUUUCCCCAGGACAGUGCCCCAGGCCGAGGCCCUGUCCGACAAGCUGGACAUUGACGUGGUCAUGAACUUGGACGUGCCUUUUGAGACCAUCAAACAGAGACUGACCGCGCGGUGGGUCCACCCGGGGAGCGGCCGGGUCUACAACCUUGACUGGAACCCUCCUCAAAUCCCUGGUAAGGAUGACGUGACGGGUGAACAGCUGAUCCAGAGAGACGACGACAAACCAGAGACCGUCACGGCCAGGCUCAGGAACUACGAGAACCAGACUAAACCACUUCUGGAGUUUUACAGUGCUGCUGGAAAACUGGUGUCUUUCCACGGAACAGAGUCCAACAUCAUUUACCCAAAAGUCAAGGACUUCCUGGCCACAAAGAUCCCUCCUGUCACAGAUGACCAAUCACAGUCUGUGAAACAAUAGUUUGAAUGUGAAAAGUGGUGCUGUGGUACGAUCCUUCUCAUUGGUCAAAGUGUACUUACACUGAUUUGCUUGGUUAACUUGCAGUGAUUCUCUGAUUGUUGAAGAAAUUGUUGUAACUGUCUGUGAGUUGCUAUUAAAAUGUACCUCUUAAAUUAAGUACGUACACUGCACUUUGUGUAGUGGCCUCAUGUACAUGGGAAAUUUCUCUCUGAUCUAUGUAAAAGUAGAUGUACAAAAAGUCCCUAAAGCUACUAUACAAUUGAAAGAAUGGUGUGAAAAUGAUUUCCUUUCACUGUGAUUCUUGCAAAAAAAUUCUAACAUUUAUAAAUAUAAUUUAUACAAAUCAUGGUGAACUCAUUGUUAUACCUGGAGUGAGUUUUAGCAGAAGCUUAUCUAAAGCACCUUU
This is a messenger RNA of Branchiostoma belcheri (Belcher's lancelet), 1463 nucleotides long. RefSeq names its product GTP:AMP phosphotransferase AK3, mitochondrial-like. The record is from RefSeq and is a predicted model, not a curated record. The transcript is spliced from 7 exons. Gene Ontology annotation, molecular function: ATP binding; AMP kinase activity. The coding region runs from base 239 to 1057 and encodes 272 amino acids. NCBI's taxonomy places the organism in Eukaryota, Metazoa, Chordata, Leptocardii, Amphioxiformes, Branchiostomatidae. Gene Ontology annotation, biological process: nucleobase-containing compound metabolic process. Gene Ontology annotation, cellular component: mitochondrion; cytoplasm.